AUGUCGACGGAUUCGUCCACCUCGUCGGCGUCCAGCCCUAGCUCCGGCAUCGGCACGACGCCCGGCUCCUCCGACUCCAUCCUCCCGGUCUUCAUCAACCCGUACGCCUCCGUCAACGUCAAGACCCACGUCCCCAUCGAGCUCGACCUCCGGCUGCCAAACUACAACAAGUGGAACGCCUUCUUCACCGCCAUGUGCAGCAAGUUCGGCCUUCUAGGACACAUCGACGGCACCAUCAUGUCCCGUCCGACUGAUCCCACCUGGAAUCAGCCGGACGCUUGUGUGCGCAGCUGGAUGUACGGCUCUGUCUCCGAUGGGGUUCUUGACCUCGCCAUGGCGCCAGAUCAGACCGCCCGUGCUCUCUACACGGCCAUCCGUGAUCUGUUCCAGGCGAACCAGGAGCCACGCGCCGUCAUCCUGAACCAGGAGUUCGCCUCCUUGUCUCAGGGCGACCUUCCCAUUGAGGCUUACGCCUCGCAGCUGAAGCAGACUGCCGACGCUCUUCGCGACGUCGGCCACCCCAUCCUGGAUCACCAACUGGUGCUCAACCUGCUGAACGGCAUCAACCCACGCCUCGCCAACACCGCCGACAUCAUCGCCAACACGAGGCCACUACCGACCUUCACCGAGGCAGUGAACAUGCUUCGCCUGAAGGAACUUCGCCUCGCCAACGACAACAAGGUCGCCUCCAACACUACCCUUACUGCCUCCACGACGGCAGCUUGCACCUCUGCGUCCUGCCGCUCGACGUCCUCGCUUGCUUCGCAGCCCCGCGACGGUGGCAGAGGCAAGGGCAAGGGCAAGGGAAAAGGCGGCAGUAGCAACGGUGGCGGCGGCGGCGGCCGCCGCAAGCAGCAGCAACAACAGACGGGCCAGGGUUCCCAAGGAGGAGCGCGCGGCGGACCCCAGGCCGCCGGCCCAUGGGUCUGCUUCAACCCGUGGGCCUGGGGCCCAUAG
This is a messenger RNA of Panicum virgatum (switchgrass), 957 nucleotides long. RefSeq lists its product as uncharacterized. Bases 1 to 957 code for a protein of 318 amino acids. The record is from RefSeq and is a predicted model, not a curated record. NCBI's taxonomy places the organism in Eukaryota, Viridiplantae, Streptophyta, Magnoliopsida, Poales, Poaceae. The transcript has a single exon.